Molecule: messenger RNA, 1300 nt
Organism: Daphnia magna
Lineage: Eukaryota; Metazoa; Arthropoda; Branchiopoda; Diplostraca; Daphniidae
Exons: 7
Coding region: 1-948 (315 amino acids)
Source: RefSeq, a predicted model, not a curated record
AUGUCUCACCAGACAGCUCACCUAAGAGUUUGCGUCAACAUUCUCAACAGCAAAAUCGUUCCAACAAUAGAGACAUCAACAAUUGUGAAUAAUGUCUCACCAGACAACUCACCUAAGAGUUCACGUCAACAUUCUCAACAGCAAAAUCGUUCCAACAAUGGAGACAUCAACAAUUAUCAUGUCUCACCAGACAGCUCACCUAAGAAUUUACGUCAACAUUCUCAACAGCAAAAUCGUUCCAACAAUGGAGACAUCAACAAUUAUCAUGUCUCACCAGACAGCUCACCUAAGAAUUUACGUCAACAUUCUCAACAGCAAAAUCGUUUCAACAAUAGAGACCUUAACAAUUAUCAUAUCUCACUAGGGAGCUCACCAAUAAGUUCAAGUCAAAAUUCUCAACAACAAACUAGUUUUGCACCCAUUUCUAGCACACCGGUCCAUAAACGAACCUUAAUUAAGGAGACACAAUCGGAUAGUAAUUCCUUGAGGGUUUCCCGCAUAUCCCAUCAUAAAGGACACGAUACUGAACCAUCCGCUUCGAAUAUUAAGCUACCAAAUGAGAUCGUGGACUACCUAACAAAAUCAAUGGUCCGACAGGACGAGCUUUUUCGAGUAGUUCAGUCCCUGGUUGCUAGUAGACCAAUCACUACGUCUGAGGAAGAACACGACGAUUUCGUAGAAAAACUUCCCGAUUUCCCUAUUUCUUCUAUGGAAGACUUUCUUUCAUUGGAGAGGGAGCUGCUUCAAAAACGUUUCAAGAUAUAUUUUGUUCGUUACCUUAUAUCUUUGGGAGGUGGUACUCUUGCUGAUUCUUCCAAGCUUUUAUUAAGGCAUUGCUUAGACAAGGUUGUUGCAAUCGAAUAUAGCCACCAAGGAAAAGGAAAACUGAAAAAAAAACCUUUGAACGCAACUGAAUUUUACAAAGCAUAUAAAGGUAAAGUCAACUAAAAUAUUUUUAAAAGGUAUUUAUUCUUUAUUAUUUUUUUUAGUUGCACUUCGUAAGCGCCACAAGAAAAUUUACGAUAAUUCAACGGUUAAUAACUGCAUUGUAAAUUUCCUGCGUGGUUCAAAGGAUCGCAAAGGCGGAAGGAACCAAAGGCGUAAGAUUGCUGGAGAAGAUGAAGAAAACAAAGAAAACGAUAACAUCACAGACGAAGAAAAUGAAGACGAAGAAAAUGAAGACGAUGAAAUUAAUAUCCAAGGGACUUCGGAUGAGGACUGAAAAUUUAUAUUAGUUGAUCUGUUUUUUCAGUUUCCGUUUGUUCAUUUUUUGUUAAAAUAAGUAAAUGUUACAAAUACA